Messenger RNA from Aedes aegypti (yellow fever mosquito), 1078 nucleotides. Its product is annotated as regucalcin. The record is from RefSeq and is a predicted model, not a curated record. The coding region runs from base 68 to 994 and encodes 308 amino acids. Gene Ontology annotation, molecular function: gluconolactonase activity; calcium ion binding. Gene Ontology annotation, biological process: L-ascorbic acid biosynthetic process. The transcript is spliced from 4 exons. Lineage: Eukaryota; Metazoa; Arthropoda; Insecta; Diptera; Culicidae.
AUAGCUUGCCGGGGCCAACAAAUCUACAACCAUCAGUAUUGCUCAGUCGCAAGAGCUAGGAUCUAAAAUGGCCAACUACAAAGUGGAAGAAAUUUCUGCGCCAAAAUUGGACUUGGGCGAAGGACCCCACUGGGAUGGUAAAUCGCAAAGUUUGUACUUUGUAGACAUGUUCAAAGCCGGUGUUCAUCGAUGGGACUACCACAAAAAUAAGACUUUUAGUGCGUCAGUUGAGGGUUGCACAUGGGUAUCGUUCAUUAUUCCCGUGAAAGGAAGGAGCAAUGAAUUCGUCGUUGGGGAUGGCACUCGUCUUGUAUUGAUUACCUGGAACGGAACCUCUGACAAGGCAAAAAUUGUGAAAGUCAUUGCCGAUCUCGGAGAAGCGGGGCAGUCCAAUCGCUUCAAUGAUGGAAAAGCGGAUUCUAAAGGACGAUUGUUUACCGGUACGAUGAAAGCGGAGCCGUUCGGUAAUCCGUUCGAGAUUAAUUCUGGGAAAUUUUUCCGUUUCGAUGCGAGGGGCGUAAAGUUCGUGGAGCAGUUCGAUAAGGUUUUCAUCUCCAACGGUCUGGCAUGGAAUGAUAAAACCAAAAAAUUCUAUUAUGCUGACACGGGAGCGUAUGAUGUUAAAGUUUUUGAUUUCGACGAUAAUGGUGAUUUAAGUAAUAGGAAGACGUUUUACGACAUGACAGCAAAUACAACAGAUCCCAAAGAAGCCCCUGAUGGCAUGACCAUUGAUACCGACGGAAACAUUUUCCUGGCUGUUUUUCAUGGUUCCAAGGUGCUAAAGAUCAGUCCAAGUGGACAAUUACUACAAGAAAUAAUGGUUCCUGCGAAGCAAGUUACUUCGGUGGCAUUUGGUGGACCUAAUUUGGAUGAGCUAUUUGUGACCACAGCGGGACAGCCAUUUUUGGAACCACAGGGACCACAAGCAGGUGCAACUUUUAAGGUAUCCGGAUUAGGUGUGAGGGGGUUCCCAAUGACGGACGUAGAUUUGUAGUCAUAUUAGUUACGUCAAUUAGUGUUAAUAUGAUCUAUUGAAUGCAUUAAAACAAUACAGAAGACACAACACUAUAAUAUAAAA